Messenger RNA from Tuber aestivum (summer truffle), 584 nucleotides. The record is from the annotation of a GenBank genome assembly. Lineage: Eukaryota; Fungi; Ascomycota; Pezizomycetes; Pezizales; Tuberaceae.
AUGAUCAGCGAGAAGCAAUUAACUGUGAACGCUGCUCAGAUGAAUAUACUAGUGGACAUUGCGUGGUGGAAGGGGCUGUUCUUUUUAGAAGCUCUACGGACGAGCCACUUUCCGAUUAGCAUUGAGUUGAGGGAGCUGGGGAAGAGUGGGGAGGAUAUUUUGUGGAUUAGAGUGUCUGGGAGUUCGAAUCCGAAUUCUCACAGGUGGUUAAUCCUGACCUUGAAGGUGGGGCUUUGCCGGACCCUAGAUUUCCCUCUUCUUAUUCAAAUUUCUGGCUCCCUAUUGACAGGUUGGAUAUCGUAGUGGUAAGUUAGCCGGUCUUUGGUUUAUCCUUUGACCUGGGUUUACCAAACCCUCUACCACACUUCUCCGAAGCUGAGAAGAAGGCUCCUGUUGUCACUGAUACCGUCCCGAAGUACGAACGUGCAAGGGAAGACAUGGGUAGCGCUGUGGUAGGUGCCGGUACUCUCGUGAAGCCAAUUGAUAUUGCUACUAGUAUCCAGGCAUCUAUAGACCCAGGGGCUCGGCGUUCAGUGGUGGUUAAGAUCCUGGGGCCAAAGGUGAAAUUCGGGCGGCUCAUCUAG